AUGAGCCAGGAGCAGAGCACCAUUAGCCCUGUAAGACCCAGGAGUGGGUUCCAGGUCCAAUUUGUAGAUCUUGAGAAGGGUGUGCAGAGAGGGCCAACCAACCACAGCACAAAUAUUCUUGAGGGAAACGCCUCUAGCCAGAAUUCUGGACAAGAAACUCUUCAGAUGUUGACUCAAUUGUCUCAAAGUGGGCUUAGAGAAGCCCCUCCAGGACCAAUGGGAGGUCCGAGGAGAGAAGGCGUGGUCUGCUGGAAAGCCUCAGCCAACUGGCAACACACAGAAGUCUCUUUCAGAAAGAAGUUCUCUCAGGUACCAGAAAACAUGAGCAAGUUUAAGAAUUUGUACUUUGUUUUAAUACUGAGUGUCAUUUCCUUGAUCAUUUUUAUAUACAGUCAAUUAGAAAAUGGAAGUGAAGCAAAUAUCUAUUCAAAGACUGACCCGGAAACUGGAACCCAACCACGGCUGGACACUGUCGAGGACAGGAGAUGUGAGGGGAAGAUCCACACGAGCCCACUGCCACUGAAGCUGAAGCACCGACAGUACUCAAGAAAGAUGCUGCUUUAUAAACAAUGCAACAAUAACUUGGACAUCAGUGGCAAAUGGGCAACAUUUGACGACAUUCCCCAUGAGGAGUUGCACAACCUGCUAGUGGACGACAGGCAUGGAAUUAUCUAUUGCUACGUUCCAAAGGUCGCUUGCACCGCAUGGAAACGGACUAUGAUUGUUCUGAGUGAGAGUCUGAAGGUGUACGGUGUACCUUACAGGAACCGUCUAGACAUCCCCAUCAAGGACGUUCAUGGAUCUUCUCUACAGCAACUUAAUGCAUACCCCAAGGCAGUAAUGAAACAAAAAUUUGAGACAUACCAAAAGUUCAUAUUUGUUCGAGAUCCUUUUGUCAGACUGAUUUCAGCCUACAAAGAUAAAAUUCAAAGCCCAAAUCAGAUAUAUUAUGAAAGGAUUGGGAUAAACAUAUUAAAGAAAUUUGUAAAUGUCUCUAAUCCGCCAGCAUCUGUAGAGCAAGCGCACGCUCAAGGCAUUGUUCCGUCUUUCUACAACUUCAUUCAGUAUAUCCUGAGCCUCCCAGCAGGAAAUUACACAAAGUUUGAUGAACACUGGCGACAAACAGUUCACUUGUGCCAUCCAUGUGCGAUCGAUUAUGACUUUAUUGGGAAAAUGGAAACUAUUGAGGAAGAUGUUGAUCAUCUGCUGCGAAUACUCAGAGUCGAUAACAUUGUCGACUUCAAACCGUGGACAAGAAGUAAAACAGAGCAGAGUGAGAUAAAGACCUGGUUUUCCAACAUCACCAUAGAGUGGAGGAGGAAACUCUAUGAUAUUUAUAAGGCAGACUUUAAACUGUUUGGAUAUGAAAAUCAUGACAAUCUAGAUGAUCCUAAUCCAGAAAACUUUAUAUGAAUCACGUUGUUUGUUGUGUUGUGUUAUGUAGUAUGAUUAUUGUUUCAUGACAUUAGUAGCUUCGUCAUAUUUAUCGAUUUGAAUGGCAGGGGAGUCAUGGUGACGGAAAAUCUUAUUCCUGUUUCUCACACUACAUUUGAUUUGUUUGACUUCUGUUUUUCUUGUUGUAUGUUUUAACAAUUAAAGAUCUCAUAAUUACCCUGGACAAUACAAAUGAAGAUUUUUUCUGUUUUU
This is a messenger RNA of Hemibagrus wyckioides, 1647 nucleotides long. RefSeq names its product carbohydrate sulfotransferase 12-like. Gene Ontology annotation, molecular function: sulfotransferase activity. Bases 1 to 1413 code for a protein of 470 amino acids. NCBI's taxonomy places the organism in Eukaryota, Metazoa, Chordata, Actinopteri, Siluriformes, Bagridae. The transcript has 3 exons. The record is from RefSeq and is a predicted model, not a curated record. Gene Ontology annotation, biological process: proteoglycan biosynthetic process; carbohydrate biosynthetic process. Gene Ontology annotation, cellular component: membrane.